AUUUUCAAGAUGGCGGCCCCCAAGUCUGGAUAAUUUUUUCUCCCGUGGCAAAAGAAUAUGCUUAUUUUCCUCGUGAUUUUGUCCCAAAUAAAUUCAGCAAUUUCUAGGUAGAUAUACAAUUGACACUUGUAAGGAGAUGGGUACAGUUUAUGCAAAGGAGCCUGUAAUAAAUGAAGACGCCAUGAGCAACACAACGGAUUCAGAAGACCCUACUGAGGGUCCAGGGACCUCGCCCGAGUCUCGUAUCCAACACAUCUUUCAUGGUGACAUCAAGGUCAAAGUUGAGCGGGUACACAUUGAAGGUCUUGGCCGAACUAAGGAAGACGUCAUCCUGAAGCAUGUCAGUCAGCUCUUCAAAGCAGAAACAUUCAAAGAUGUGAUCUUUACCUCCGGAGUGGUCAAACAAGAGCUGGAGGAACUGGACAUGUUCCAAGGAGUCGGAGUCUUGAUCGACACUAGUAAAGGACCAAAAGCGAGACAAGACGGUCUUGAUGUGACAGUGAUUGUCAAGGAGUCCAGACGUAUCACAGGCAAUGCUCACACAUCUGUGGGAAACAACGAAGGGAGUUUAGUUUUGGGAGCCAAAUGUCCCAAUUUAUUGGGCAGAGGUGAGCAUCUGACUGCAGAAUAUUCCCGCGGCACCAGGCACUCUGUGGGAUACAAUGCAACAUUCACAACACCUCUGCAGGGAGAUAUUGGUAAAAGGUUUACAGCGACUGUUUUCAGGACGUCGGGUGACUUCCUAUCCAGCUCAUACAAAGAGAUUGAUCAUGGAACAUUGCUUGAAGUGAUGCUUCCAAGUUUCUUGGGACAGCACAGUUUCAAGUGGGAGGGAAACUGGAGAGACAUCUCAUGUCUGUCACGUACCGCCUCGUUUGCUGUCCGGGAGAUGGCUGGCCAUUCACUCAAGUCAUCAAUCAAGCAUGUCUUCACCAGAGACACACGGAAUGAACGCAUCUAUCCAACCAAAGGCUACCUGCUCCAAAUCUCCCAGGAGCUGGCCGGGAAUCGUCUGGGAGGAGACGUCCAAUUCUUGAAGGGAGAAGCUGAGAUCCAACUCAACAGGAAACUUCUCAAAGAUUGUGUUGUCUCCUGUUCGCUUCAAGCCGGCUUGAUGAAACCAUUGAACUACACAGAGACACUAAUCAAUGACAGGUUCUUCAUUGGAGGACCGACGUCUGUCAGGGGUUUCAACUUUAGAGGACUCGGACCUCAUGCUGACGGUGAUGCCGUCGGUGGUGAGGCGUAUUGGGCAGCAGGUCUGCACCUAUUCACCCCUCUACCCUUCAUGCCAGGGAGGGGUGGUCUAGGCGACCUCAUUCGCACCCACGUGUUUGUAAACGCCGGUAAUCUAUGCAAUCUUAAUUUGGCAGAGGAGCAAACUGUCCACCAGCAUCUGGAGCGAUUGAGGGAUAACUUUCGCUGGAGUUAUGGGGCAGGGAUUAUCUUGAGACUUGGUCGGAUAGCGAGGUUUGAGCUCAACUAUGUCAUCCCUAAGACAGCACUUCAUUCAGACAGUAUCAAUGCUGGUUUACAGUUUGGAGUUGGUGUGAGCUUUUUGUAGCAAGUGAUAAGCCGAUGGAUUUGUACCUUGGAUAAUGAAUAUGUAGGAUGUACCAUGGAUGAUAAAUGAGUAGGAAUGUAGCAACUUUAAGCCAAUCGCAGCUUAUAAAACCAGUCACAUGAUCAAAGGUUAUGAAUAUUUACAAGCCAAACAAACCCACCUGACCCCUUUUUAACCAAUGGUAUAUGUUUAUAUGUAAAUGUAUCAGGGUAACAAAAGCAAAAAUAGCCGCAGAGUUCAUGAACCUCUAGCUCAACAACUGGACAAUUUGUCAUAUGGUUGUUUUUGUAGUCUUAUUGAAAAAUAAUGGCAUGAAAAACUUAACGAUAACAUGUAAAAUAAAGGAAAUUCUGUCACGAGCCAAUGUGGCCCAUCAGGCUGG
Molecule: messenger RNA, 1946 nt
Organism: Patiria miniata (bat star)
Lineage: Eukaryota; Metazoa; Echinodermata; Asteroidea; Valvatida; Asterinidae
Gene: samm50
Product: sorting and assembly machinery component 50 homolog B-like
Exons: 12
Coding region: 137-1564 (475 amino acids)
Biological process (GO): mitochondrial respiratory chain complex assembly; protein insertion into mitochondrial outer membrane
Cellular component (GO): SAM complex; outer membrane
Source: RefSeq, a predicted model, not a curated record